This is a messenger RNA of Penicillium diatomitis, 312 nucleotides long. Its product is annotated as DUF2406 domain-containing protein. Bases 1 to 312 code for a protein of 103 amino acids. The transcript has 3 exons. The record is from RefSeq and is a predicted model, not a curated record. Lineage: Eukaryota; Fungi; Ascomycota; Eurotiomycetes; Eurotiales; Aspergillaceae.
AUGCCUUCCUCAAGUUCCGCCAGUUCUCGCAGUGGCUCCCUGCAGUCAUCGGCAGGCUCCAACAAUGUCAUCCAGAGCAAAGCCGAUCCCAAUGCGGCUUUGUAUGAGGCACAGCCUAUGGCUGUCAGCGCAGACAUGGGCAACCGUGACGUCUUUUCUUUAAGAAGCAUGCAACACAAGGAUCGUGAGGGGAAAGUCAUCGCCGACCCCGAUCUCUCCAACCCAACUCGUCCCCGCUUCGAGCGCCCAUUAGACACUAUCCGAGGAUUCGAAGCCGCGAUCGAGUCAACACGGAAGCAAAAUCGCAUGUGA